Anopheles cruzii is the source of this 2874-nucleotide messenger RNA. RefSeq names its product transmembrane protein 214-A (gene Tmem214). The transcript has 8 exons. NCBI's taxonomy places the organism in Eukaryota, Metazoa, Arthropoda, Insecta, Diptera, Culicidae. The coding region runs from base 1 to 2160 and encodes 719 amino acids. The record is from RefSeq and is a predicted model, not a curated record. Gene Ontology annotation, cellular component: endoplasmic reticulum; Golgi apparatus.
AUGUCUUCCGAAUGGGCGGUUGUUGGCAAACAGAAGAAACCCCGAGAGCAGAAGGGUGACAAAAAGUCUCAGAAUGCAUCGGCGAGAGCGCCAAAAAUAGAAGAUAGUGCGGCUGAAAUGGAUACAUUUCGUUUGCUGUACGCCGAUCUGAAGGACGAGAUAACGGCUAGACUGAUCGCGCUCAAGGACAGCAAAGAGAAGGCUGAGGCUAGCACAGCGAGCGGCCCACCGUCAAAUGGCCCCAACCAUUCGUCUACUCCUACUCCUGUGCCAGGACAACAGCAGGCGGCACGUACCAAUAGCAAACCGAAGGAUCCAGAAAAAGGCAAACGGGCCAUUGUUCAAACGAAGCGACUUUUCAAGGAUUUGGAUGCUGCGCUCGCAGACAUCGAAGCCGACGAAUUGAAAUCACAGCUCAUGGCGGUGAACGUACACUUUAAAGACAAUCAUUUGAUGGUGCUGAAAGCGCUGACCAGUUCUCUGAACGAAAAGUUGCGCGUCAAGGAGUGUGACCCCGUGUACGGGGGAACAUCGAAAACCUAUCCGUACGACGCCCUACCGACGGAUGUGCGGAAGGUAAUCGACGAUUGCAUUGAGCGGGCGGGCGAGGAGAAUGUGAAAUAUUUCUACGACCUUACCUUAUCCAAUCUGGCCAGCGAUAUGAACGCCUCUUUGCCAUACCAUGGCCACAAGCUGAUACUCCAGGCGAUUGCUAUUCACCAUCCGCCUGCCUGCGUCAACAAUCUAGCGCGCAACGCCAUUCUCCGCAAUUCGUAUCAAAAUCGCAGCCACAUUGGCCUUAGCUUGCUGUGGGCUCUCGGCCAGGGAGGAUACAAGGAUCUGAACGUCGGUUUGAAGGUGUGGCAAGACAUAAUGGUGCCGGUACUUGACUUGAAAAGCUACAGUGAAUUCGUGUGCUCGUAUGCCAACGGCAUAGUAUCGGGAAACACCUCGCAAAGACUCGACCUAGGAAGUAGCGAGUUCCUUACCAUACUGAGCUCGAUGACGCAGCCGAAGAAAAGUGAUGAUCUGGAAAGUGCAGCCCGCCAGCUGGUAGAGCAGUACGUGAUCGGAUCACCGAAGCCAUCGGCCACCUUCACGGUGCUAUUCAACAAUGUCUCUUUCAUCACGCGCCCGACCAUGAUACACUACGGGAUGGCGCUGUGCCUGUUGGAGGACCCCGAGUGUGCGACGGUGUGGAUGAAACUGUACCGGAACCACCUGCAGACAUCGCUAGGGAUAUUGAACUUUUUGCUUGGCUCAACGUACCGAAGUCGUCAGGUUCUCGAGCAACAGGAUGGGGCCACGCAGUUGGCGGUUUACACGUGUCGCCCAGAUGUGUUCGAAGAGCUCUUCUGCGAGGAACAUUUUUUACAGUUUCUGACAAAUGUGGACACCACCAGCAAGGAGUUGAAUGUGACGAAAAAGGAAGUGGAAGUGCUGAAAUCGAUCACAGCGGUAGUGAAGGAACUACAGCAGCAGGGAGGCAAAUCGAAGAAGAAGCAAUCGUCCAACAAAGGCCACAGUAAAGCUUCCUCCUCCGUGUUGUCCUGCCUCUGCAAGUUUCUCUUCGCCACAUUCCUGCUGUUCGGGCUCACCGGUGCCCUGAUAGGGUACGAUACGUACCGAAGUGGCGGCAAGUUCGAGGCUUCGUUGACCGGUCAGACACUAAAGCAGGCCGGAGUGCUGCCGGCGGUGCAGGAUGGGUGGACCUGCACGCUGAAGUAUAGUGCCCGUGGCUACAAGUGGGCCGAGGCCAACGUUCCGGUCUACUACCAAGCGACGAGCAAGGCUCUAGGACCAUACGUAGAAUUUUCGAUAGAAUUCAGUAAAGUUCUCUGGAAUGGUGCCAAGAAGGGCGUCGCGAACGCCAAGCUGCUGGUCCAACAGAAGCUACCAGUGGUGGCCGAUUUUGUCGAACAGUACGCACCGGGACUACCGAAAAAAAUCGGCGACGCUGCCUGCUCGUCCUGGGACGCUCUCUGCACGUUCACCGCCAACGCCUACAAUCAUACUGUAGAAUUCUUCAAGACAAAGGUGUUUGUUGGGCAGCUUUCGGCGGAAAAUUUGGGAAAGUGCUUCAACAGUACCCAACAGGCUGCUGUUCUGUACUAUAGAUGGUUCAACGAUCAGGUCGAUUUUUACGCAAAGAUCAAGUAGAGUGGUCAGCGCGUCACGCAUACCGGGGACAAAGCAGCAGCAGCAGCGGCAGCACCAUUACCGCAAUCACACCACUACCACCACCAUCAGAAAGCAUGCUUCUCUCCGCAGUGUUGCGCUUCUGCCCAUUGUCCGUGCCCUGAGUGACUCUUGGUGCUCUAGGAGGUUGAUCCUCACUGGAAGCACAAGGCGGACGCGCAUGGGAGAGAUUUAGAGACUUCGGAGGCCAAAGUGGAAGUGGGAGAAAGAAUUGAAUAAGAAAACGAUACGGAAGACCGACAAAAGGAUUUGUUUCUAGCAAUAAGCAGAUGAUCGUGGAGAAAAAAAACACUGUGGAUUAAUAGCAGGAGCUAUCAGCAUGGAUCGCAUAUUGACACGGAGCCAGAGCCCCCCCCUCCAUUACUCAUUCGCGCGCGUAGAAGCUCAAAGUUACAUUCAAUCAGAACAGUGAAUAACGACCGAAGAUGACCGCGGUCAGUAGCCAUCAGGAGUACAGUGUGUUUACGAGAAUUUUUGUGUUUUGAUAAAUCAUUUAAUGAAAAAUAAAAUGAUCAAGCAUCUCUUACGAAAGACCUAAAAAGAUUGAACAACGAGGUGGGCACGACGAGUGGUGCGUGCUGAUGGGUGAACUCUUCCUUUCUCGAAACUUCGUUUCAGUGUAUAGAACAUGAUCAAUCAGGUGCUGAGAUUAUGUUGGUGCGAGGAAAAAUCGGG